AUGGCCAAUUCCUUCUGGGACACCACAGCCAUCUCCUAUGCAGGUUGCACUACCCAGGUCUUCUUCUUUGUUAUGUUUGUAGCAGCAGAGUUUUAUAUUCUCACCAUCAUGGCCUAUGACCGCUACAUUGCCAUCUGCAAACCCCUGCACUAUGGGACAAUAAUGGCCAGCAGAACUUGCGUCAACAUGGCAGCAUCUGCUUGGGGUAGUGGGUUUCUCCAUGCUGUGCUGCACACUGCCAAUACCUUUUCCCUCCCACUCUGCCAAGGCAAUGCCCUGGACCAGUUCUUCUGUGAAAUUCCACAGAUCCUCAAGCUCUCCUGCUCAGAUGCCUACCUCAGAGAAGUUGGGCUUCUUGUGGUUAGUGCUGUUUUAGCAUCUGGGUGUUUUGUUUUCCUUGUGCUCUCCUAUGUGCAGAUCUUCAGGACCGUGCUGAGGAUCCCCUCCCAGCAUGGCCGGCACAAAACCUUUUCCACAUGCCUCCCUCACCCGGCCGUGGUCUCUCUGUUCAUCAUCACUGACAUAUUUUCCCACCUGAAGCCUCCCUCCAUGUCCUCCUCAUCCCUGAAUAUUUUGCUGGCAGUUAUGUACUCAGUGAUACCUCCAGCAGUGAACCCCCUCAUCUACAGCAUGAGGAAUCAGGAGCUAAAAGAUUCAGUGUGGAAAUUGAUGACUGGAUGA
Messenger RNA from Cygnus olor (mute swan), 681 nucleotides. RefSeq names its product olfactory receptor 14C36-like. Gene Ontology annotation, biological process: G protein-coupled receptor signaling pathway. Gene Ontology annotation, molecular function: olfactory receptor activity; G protein-coupled receptor activity. Gene Ontology annotation, cellular component: membrane. NCBI's taxonomy places the organism in Eukaryota, Metazoa, Chordata, Aves, Anseriformes, Anatidae. The record is from RefSeq and is a predicted model, not a curated record. The transcript has a single exon. Bases 1 to 681 code for a protein of 226 amino acids.